AUGCCAUCACUUGGCCGUAAACAGUUCAAGCCAUCACCAUGUCCAACUGAUCUGAAACCUGAUGAUAAAGUAUUUCAUCUUCCACUCACCAAUGAAAUUUUUACAUCAUAUGACGAUUUCUUCCAGCGGCAAAUUGCUCUCAGUUCGAUGGUUUGGACAUGUUCGGUAACCGGUAAGACGGGGUUGACGUUUGAAGAAGCCCUUGAUUCUGAAAAAAAUGCGCAGGAAACGCUGAAAACUUAUCCGCCAUCCUUUGCAAGACCUAUUCUUUAUCUUGUAUACAAAUUAUCAUGUCGUGGACGAAUCGAGGAUUUGGUGAACGAUAUUUAUUUUUUUGUUAAAGAUCACUUUUUGCUGGGCGAAGAGGUUACGUACAGUAGUGGACGUGGUCGAAAAGAUGUUAUAAUAAGAAAAGUGACCUACAUUGAUAUGGAAAAUGAUGUGACAAAUCAAUACAGUGAUGUGAAGAAACCUGCUAUUUUUGUGAAAAGGGGAGAGCUACUAAUACCACCAGCAGAACGUUAUAUGUACGACGUCCUAAUAUUAGACGAGCAUAAAGGGGAUGCUGGCAAUAAAGUGCGCGAACGAGUCAGUCAUCAAGAUCUACUGCGAAGUAAAUCUUUAUGGGCUCGGAAUAUGAUACGUGUAUUCUUGAAAAAUUCUUGUACGACGGAUCAUGAGCGUCUAACAGUAAAAAAGGAACUGCUGGAGAAUUUUCAGUUAGAAAAUAUGUCUUGGAAUGAGGUGUUUGCUGGACCGAUUGCGCAGUUUCCGCGGACACCGUUAAUGCACCGUGGCCCAAAUAAAGGAGUUUCCCGUCCACCUCGCAAUCAUCUAAAUGGCCAUCCUAGUGAUGAUCCCGAUGCUCAAUCAACAUCGGACGUCGAAUUUGUCGAUAUUAUUGAAAAAGAUAAGCUACAUGCGCGGUCUAGAAAGGCAUCUCUAGAGAAGGAUAAAAAGGAAAACGACAAGAAAGGAGAGAGUGGCAAGAAGAAGAAGAAAGCGAUUGCUCAUCAGCAGGAAGAAUUGGAAAGUCUUUUUGAACAAGCACGAAAAGUAAAUAUCAAAGAUCUUUCCCAUUGGGAACAAGAUGAGCGUCUGUUAUCUGAAACUGAGAUUGUUGAAUUAAAACAAUUAAUCCGACAAACAAAAGAAAAGGAACGUGAAGAAAAACGCCUGAAUAAACAACGGGCGAAAGAAAUAUUAUUGGAGUGGAGAAAACCAAGAGAUGAUAUUCUUUGUGACGACCUUCAACCCUUACCUGAAUUGUCACCUCUUCUGCUUCCUCUCUGGAUGUCGGACGACGAUUUCGGCGACUAUUUAUACAUUUUUGAAUUUUUCCAAAGUUUUGCAGAGUUGCUGCCUAUUAAAGAAAUCCGUGGCACUAAUCAGGUCAAGUUUGGUGAAAUUAUAUCAGCCGUAAGAAGUCAAACUCCAGAACAAGACAGUUUAUUUGUUCAGUUGAUGCAUAUUUUGUUGAAAGCCAAAACUGAACGAGCUGACGAAGAAGAUGGUGAUGAAGCUAACUUGAGCAAUAAAGAAGAAAUACCAUUAGAUGCAAAUGACAUCGAUCACAAGAUAUAUGGUCCGGAAAUUCGUCAAGCGACAAUUCUUCAUGAGAAUAUUCGACUUACACAUGGCAAGUACGCACGACAUUUGCCGAUCGAUUGGAUGACUUUAACGGAGGUAGUGCGAUUAUCGUUGAUGACAUCAGGAUAUUAUACUGGAGCUCCUACACAUCGGUUUCGAUUAUUUUCAAGAGGAGCUGUUCGUUGUUAUGAAGAUGAAGGGUUUUUAUUUACCAAAGAAAAUCCUCAGACUAUGAAUAUUCUGGAAAAGAAGUCGGUAUUUGAUCUCCAGCCCUAUGAACGCAUGGCAUUGUUCAAAGUAGUGAUACAGCAGUUACUUAGUUAUCAUAAAUUUCGUUCAACAUCUGAUGAACGUAUUAUUUCGCUGCUUGAUGUACGCAAAGAGCUGAAAAAUCUUCGAAAUUUUGAUGCAGCGCAGGAAAAGGAAGCAAGAGAAGCUUCCUUAGUUCGAGAAUAUGAAACGGAGCAAUUAGAGGAACUUGGUGAAGCAGCUAGAGCAGAUUUUGUUAAAAAAGAGGAACCGUCUAAAGAAACAAUAACGUUAAUUAAUUUUGUGAAAGGCGGGACUUUUGUUGGAAGAAGGGAGGAGAGAUUGAGGGAAGUCGAACAGAUACUCAUGAAAGGAGUUUCGUAUGCUCAAAUGGAAGCCGACGAAAUAAAGAAAGUUCGUUCAUUGCAAGUGGAACAUAUAACUGCCGCAGAAAAUGAUUUAUUGAAACUGAUUUACAAAAUACAAAGCCGCGUUGGUUGGCAUUGCCUUGGCCGUGAUCGUGGGUUUCGUACAUAUUGGUACUUCAGUUCACUGUCUUUGCUUUUGGUGGAAAAUACUAAUUCGACGGACGAACGAGGUCCUUGUCUUGGGCCAACACCAUUGGAUAAGGUUGAUGAGAAAUAUCGUCAGUCAUAUGAGAGUGAUGACGAGUUGCGGAAAGGCCUGUUGAGCUGUACAGCCACUGAAGAUUGUCCAGUUCAUGGCAAGUUCCGCCGUCCUCGAUGGCAGUUAGUCAAAAGCAUGGAUAUUCUUAAUGAAAUUGAAUCGGCGUGUAACAAUCGUGGCUUUCGGGAGUCUGAACUUUUAGAAAACUUAAAAUUCUUUGGUCCUUUACUGAAAAGUAUACUUAGUCGGUGCUCAGACAAGAUCAUUUCCGGUGAAAUUUAUGCUGAUCUUUCAUUAACGAAUGUUGACUUGGCAGAUACUUCUGUCAUAUUUGACUGGAAUCGUGAAUUUAUUGAUUUGCUUCUAGAUUUGGAAGAAAAGGUUGAGCAAGGAUGCAUCGGUCAUUUAGCUAUCAGUGAUAUUAAUCGCAGGGAAGAAUGGCGUGAGUCACUACUUCAGAAACGCAAUGUUACUUCUUUUGUUGAAAGUGACGUGGAAGUUUUUGGCGAAACAGUGUUCACUGCUGAUGAAGUAAAGUCGCUAAGUGAACUGGAACAUUUGGCUGUGGCAUUUUUACAAAUUGUUCAGGGAAUUAAUCUGAAGUUUUUACGGCUUCCUUUUGCUACGGCUUCUUCGAAAGAAAAAGAUUGUGCGAAUAUUCCUACCACUACCUUUGAUCAAUGGCAAAAAUCCUUAUUGAAGUGCUGCUCGAUAUCAGCUUUAUCACUGUAUUACACAACUUUAGAAUCUUCCAUUCUCUGGACAAGAAGUCGGCUUCAGGCAAGAUGUCGAAAGUGUCGUAAGAAGGGUGAAACUGAAAAACUGUGUAUGUGUGCGCGUUGUGAUCGAUGUUAUCACAUUGAUUGUGCUAAGCCAAAAAUUAAGGAUCCAAAUGGUUGGAUGUGCUCUGAUUGUAAAGCUUUAGUAAAAGCGCAGGAAGCUGAAGAGAAGUGGAAGAGAGAGCAGGCGAUGAAAAAGGAAGAAGAGGAGCAGAGUUAUGGCCGAGGAAGCGAUGAUGCCUGUGAUACAUCUGCAGAUGAAUCUACCGAACAGCCAUUUGUUGAAGAAGAAUUCGAGCUUCCAUCAGAUAUGCUGAAAACUUCAAGUGGACGUAUUGUAAAGAAGGUAGCUUAUGCGGAUGAAUCAUUCGAAGAAAUAAGGAGGAAUGUGCGGAGGAAAAAUCUUGCCGAUGGUGAAAGUGAUGAGGGCGGUAGCACUAGUGAAAGUGAAUAUUCAUAUACAAAACGAAAACGGUCCAAUAGAAGUGGCGAACGGGCCCUGGGGAACGCAACGAUGAGUUUGCGUGAGUCAGAUAGUAGAAUACGAAAUACAUUGCGUACUUUUGAAUUAUUAAUAAGUGAAGCAAUGCGACAGCAAACUGCGUGGCCUUUUUUAAAACCAGUAGAUGCCAAGGCUGUGCCCGACUACUACCAGAUUAUCAAGAGGCCAAUGGAUUUAAGUACAAUAAUGAAUAAACUAAAGCAACGACUAUACGAUACGCCCGAGCAAGUAAUAGCGGAUGCACGAUUGAUUUUUGAGAAUUGUCGUAUUUAUAACGAGGAAGAAUCGGAAAUUUGUAGGUGUGCAAGCAAUCUGGAAGAGUUUAUGGAAGAAGGAUUUAGUAAAGCAUUAGAGACAAAUGCAGUUCGAACGUGA
Acanthocheilonema viteae is the source of this 4122-nucleotide messenger RNA. The record is from the annotation of a GenBank genome assembly. NCBI's taxonomy places the organism in Eukaryota, Metazoa, Nematoda, Chromadorea, Rhabditida, Onchocercidae.